CCGYGCCCGAGAUGGCCCCGGGCAAGCCGGGCAAGAGCGCGGGCGCCUCGGAGGAGCCCUCGGUGACGCUGUUCCGGGAGUACCUGAAGAUCAACACCGUGCACCCCGAGCCCGACUACGAUGCAGCCGUGCGGUUCCUGGAGCGCGUCGGCACCGACCUGGGCUUGGCCAGCCAGAAAGUGGAGGUGUGCCCGGGCCGCGUGGUGCUGGUGCUCACCUGGCCGGGCACCCAGCCCYGCCUGCGCUCCAUCCUGCUCAACUCCCACACGGACGUCGUGCCCGUCUUCGAGGAGCACUGGACCUACCCGCCCUUCGAGGCCGUCAAGGACUCGCAGGGCAACAUCUACGCGCGCGGUGCCCAGGACAUGAAGUGCGUCUCCAUCCAGUACCUCGAGGCCAUCCGGAGGCUGAAGGCCGAGGGGAAGAGUUUCGCCCGCACCAUCCACCUGACCUUCGUGCCCGAUGAGGAGGUGGGCGGCCACAAGGGCAUGGAGAUGUUCGUGCGGCGCCCGGAGUUCAAGGCGCUCAACGUGGGCUUCGCCCUGGACGAAGGCCUGGCCAGCCCCUCCGACACCUUCAGCGUCUUCUACGGCGAGAAGAGCCCCUGGUGGAUCAAAGUGCGGUGCACGGGCAGCCCCGGCCACGGCUCCCGCUUCAUCAGCAACACGGCGGCCGAGAAGCUGCACAAGGUGAUCACCUCCUUCCUGGCGUUCCGGGAGAGCGAGAAGCAGAGGCUCAAGGCCGACACGGGCCUGACCUUGGGCGACGUCACCUCGCUCAACCUCACCAUGCUCGAGGGGGGCGUCUCCUUCAACGUGGUGCCCUCGGAGAUGACGGUCGGCUUCGACGUCCGCAUCCCCCCCACCGUGGACCUGAAGGCGUUCGAGGAGCAGGUGGCAGCGUGGUGCCGCGCUGCCGGCGACGGCGUCACCUUCGAGUUCAUGCAGAAGUGCAUGGACCAGCACAUCACGUCCACGGAGGAGUCGGACCCGUGGUGGAAGGCGUUCAGUGGCAUCUGCAGGGACAUGAAGCUGCCGCUCAAGCUGGAGAUCUUCCCUGCGGCCACCGACAGCCGCUACAUCCGCGCGGCGGGACACCCUGCGCUCGGCUUCUCGCCCAUGACGCGCACGCCGGUGCUGCUGCACGACCACAACGAGUUCCUCAACGAGCGGGUCUUCCUGCGCGGCAUCGACAUCUACGCCCGCCUGCUGCCCGCGCUGGCCGCCGUGCCCGCGCUGCCCGGCGAGGCCUGA
Messenger RNA from Nothoprocta perdicaria, 1253 nucleotides. Its product is annotated as aminoacylase-1-like. Gene Ontology annotation, molecular function: aminoacylase activity. NCBI's taxonomy places the organism in Eukaryota, Metazoa, Chordata, Aves, Tinamiformes, Tinamidae. Gene Ontology annotation, biological process: amino acid metabolic process. The coding region runs from base 12 to 1253 and encodes 413 amino acids. Gene Ontology annotation, cellular component: cytoplasm. The transcript is spliced from 14 exons. The record is from RefSeq and is a predicted model, not a curated record.